GGUUAGAAAAUGAAAAAAACAGGGAAGAGACUCCCAUAAAAUUCCUCGUCGCACAAAUGUCAUCUAAAUUAGCGUUCAUCUACUGCAAACUCCACUCAUUAAGGUAACCGUCCAUGGUGCUCUUCAACGUUUCGCGCGUAGACACUACUCCCUUCGAUGGCCAGAAGCCUGGAACCUCUGGUCUCCGCAAGAAGGUGAAAGUAUUUGUUCAACCUCAUUACCUCCAUAACUUUGUUCAGGCAACGUUCAAUGCAUUAACCGAGGAAAAAGUCAGAGGUGCAACACUAGUUGUAUCUGGUGAUGGUCGUUAUUUUUCAAAGGAUGCCAUUCAGAUUAUAACUAAAAUGUCAGCAGCAAAUGGUGUAAGACGUGUUUGGGUUGGUCAAAAUGGAUUGCUUUCAACUCCUGCUGUGUCUGCUGUCAUACGUGAAAGAGUUGGAGCUGAUGGAUCCAAGGCAACAGGUGCAUUUAUACUGACAGCAAGUCACAAUCCCGGUGGUCCUGAUGAGGAUUUUGGUAUUAAAUAUAAUAUGGAAAACGGUGGACCUGCACCAGAGGGAAUUACUAACAAGAUAUAUGAAUUCACUACAACAAUUAAGGAGUACCUGAUUGCUGCAGAUCUUCCAGAUGUGGAUAUCACCACAACAGGUGUUACAAACUUUACAGGCCCUGAAGGACCAUUUGACGUUGAGGUUUUUGAUUCAGCGAGUGAUUAUAUAAAAUUGAUGAAGUCAAUUUUUGAUUUUGAAUCUAUCAAGAAACUGCUGUCCUCUCCUAAGUUCACUUUCUGUUAUGAUGCACUUCAUGGGGUUGCUGGAGCAUAUGCAAAGAGUAUUUUUGUGGAUGAACUUGGAGCACAAGAAAGCUCUUUACUGAACUGUACACCUAAGGAAGACUUUGGAGGAGGACACCCAGACCCCAAUUUGACUUAUGCGAAAGAGUUGGUUGCUCGAUUGGGAUUGGGCAAAUCAGAACCACAAGAUGAGCCCCCAGAGUUUGGUGCUGCUGCUGAUGGUGAUGCAGAUCGCAACAUGAUACUUGGUAAAAGGUUUUUUGUCACUCCUUCAGAUUCCGUGGCCAUUAUUGCUGCAAAUGCUGUUGAUGCUAUACCAUACUUCUCUACUGGUUUAAAGGGUGUUGCCAGGAGCAUGCCAACCUCUGCUGCCCUGGAUGUUGUAGCCAAACAUCUGAAUUUGAAAUUUUUUGAGGUCCCCACAGGUUGGAAGUUCUUUGGUAAUUUAAUGGAUGCUGGAUUAUGUUCAGUCUGUGGUGAAGAAAGUUUUGGGACUGGUUCUGACCAUAUUCGUGAGAAAGAUGGAAUCUGGGCAGUUCUGGCCUGGCUAUCUAUACUUGCAUAUAAAAAUAAAGAUAAACUUGAAGACAAGCUUGUCACUGUUGAAGACAUAGUUCGCCAACAUUGGGCUACUUAUGGGCGCCAUUAUUAUACUCGAUAUGACUACGAAAACGUGGAUGCAGGUGCAGCUAAGGAAUUGAUGGCUUAUCUGGUCAAGCUGCAGUCCUCACUUUCAGAAGUCAACGAGAUUAUUAACGGGGUAAGGUCAGAUGUUUCGAAGGUUUCCCACGCUGAUGAAUUUGAGUACAAAGAUCCUGUGGAUGGUUCCAUCUCAUCACAUCAGGGAAUUCGAUAUUUAUUUGAGGAUGGAUCGCGAUUGAUUUUCCGUCUCUCUGGAACUGGAUCAGAAGGUGCAACUAUUCGACUAUACAUUGAGCAAUAUGAAAAGGAUCCAUCAAAAAUAGGGAGACUUUCAAAUGAGGCGCUUGCUCCUCUUGUGGAAGUUGCAUUGAAACUUUCAAAAAUGGAGGAAUUCACUGGUCGAUCUGCACCAACUGUGAUUACAUGAACGCAUACAAGUGGAGCGUGGUUAGAUCUGAGAAUGUCAUUUUGUUGUCCAGUUUCUAUCCGGUGUUACGGAUAGCCGACCUGUACCUUUGGUUGUUUGCAGCUUUUGCUGUGGGCACUUGAGUGGAGUUUGAAUUACUUUAUCUAAAUUUUGAUGUGCUGAAUAAUUUGCAACUGCUGAGUGCUAUAAUUAUAGUCUUUUAAUAUAAUUGUUCCUCUAGGGGGCACUCCCUUCUUCUUUA
This is a messenger RNA of Vigna angularis (adzuki bean), 2103 nucleotides long. Its product is annotated as phosphoglucomutase, cytoplasmic. The record is from RefSeq and is a predicted model, not a curated record. The coding region runs from base 114 to 1862 and encodes 582 amino acids. Gene Ontology annotation, molecular function: magnesium ion binding; phosphoglucomutase activity. The transcript is spliced from 19 exons. Gene Ontology annotation, biological process: carbohydrate metabolic process. Gene Ontology annotation, cellular component: cytosol. NCBI's taxonomy places the organism in Eukaryota, Viridiplantae, Streptophyta, Magnoliopsida, Fabales, Fabaceae.